GUUAUUAUCGGUGCAAGUAAUGGCGGCCAGCGGAGCAUGAGCGGAAUCUGAUGUGAUGGCUGAUAAACGUCAGCGUGCGAGAGUGCAGGGGUCCUGGGCCAAGCAACCACCAAAACACUCGGGUCAAACAGGAGGAGCCCUAAACAGCCAGUCCAGGAAUGUUAACACGACUUCAGGUUCUUGGAGUUUUGGAAACCAGACAUCCUCCACAAAUUUUGAGUUUCACCAAUCUGAAAAGCCAAUUAAAGAUGUUCCACCUGAGAGGAUUAUAGAGCAGGCAGGUGAUUAUGAAAUCAGUCGUGAACCGUCUGGAGUAUCUCGACUACGUCUGCGACCCGGGUUUCUGUGCUCAGAGGAGGCUGACUGGAUGUUCAGUAAACUGCUGGCAGAACUGCCCUGGUCCCAGAAGACUAACUACAGACAGGGUGAGGCGUAUGAAGAGCCCAGGCUGACCUGCUGGUAUGGAGAGCUGCCGUACACGUAUGCUCGCUCCACCAUGUCGGCCAACUCACAGUGGCAUCCGUUGCUGCUAACCCUUCGCGAGGCUGUGGAACGGGCGAGUGGAUGCUCCUUUAACUCCCUGCUGUGCAACUUGUAUCGAGACGGGCACGACAGCAUCGGCUGGCACAGCGAUGAUGAGGCGUCUUUGGGUCCAAAACCUUCCAUUGCUUCUCUGAGUCUGGGGGACACCAGAGUGUUCAGCCUCCGCAAGCAGCCCCCGCCGGAGGACGGUGGUGACUACACCUACGUAGAGCGGAUUCGGGUCCCUCUGAGCCACGGGACUCUUCUGCUGAUGGAAGGAGCCACUCAGGAUGAUUGGCAGCAUCAAGUGGCGAAAGAGUACCACGACAGGGGCCCGCGCAUCAACCUGACCUUCAGAACGAUCCAUCCAGAGCCAGAGGGCCACAAGCCGGGCACCAAGACGCAAUUCAUAGCCAAGCAGCCAUAGAGUCCCCACAA
This is a messenger RNA of Nematolebias whitei (Rio pearlfish), 960 nucleotides long. RefSeq names its product alkB homolog 3, alpha-ketoglutarate dependent dioxygenase (gene alkbh3). Gene Ontology annotation, cellular component: nucleus. NCBI's taxonomy places the organism in Eukaryota, Metazoa, Chordata, Actinopteri, Cyprinodontiformes, Rivulidae. The coding region runs from base 56 to 949 and encodes 297 amino acids. The record is from RefSeq and is a predicted model, not a curated record. The transcript has 10 exons. Gene Ontology annotation, molecular function: dioxygenase activity. Gene Ontology annotation, biological process: DNA alkylation repair; DNA repair.